Messenger RNA from Drosophila willistoni, 1393 nucleotides. RefSeq names its product serine protease inhibitor 42Dd. Bases 150 to 1316 code for a protein of 388 amino acids. Gene Ontology annotation, molecular function: serine-type endopeptidase inhibitor activity. The record is from RefSeq and is a predicted model, not a curated record. The transcript has 4 exons. NCBI's taxonomy places the organism in Eukaryota, Metazoa, Arthropoda, Insecta, Diptera, Drosophilidae.
AUUUAGUUGUAUUCCGUUCGAAGCUGCGUGCGGGCGUGUAUCUAAGUGUCUAUCUUUCUCUACGUUCACCUACGUUCUCUAUACGUUUUCCUAUCACAGAUACUCAGUGGAACUUUGUUAAAGUUCCAGCAUUUCCACGACUAGCAAAGAUGAGUGCAGAGACACCCAAUCCACCUGGUCCAGUUGAACCCAUCGAAAUCAAUUUGGGCUCAGAGAUUUAUCACAGUAUUGCCUCGACGGCUAUAGAUGAGAAUGUCAUUGUGUCGCCCUUGUUGCUGGAGGCGACUUUGGCAUUACUUUACUUAGGCUCCGAUGGAGCAACAGCCGAGGAACUGCAACAGAAAUUGCAGCUAAAGAAACGUUUUCCCAGCAAUGCAAAAAUGGCCAAUUUCUAUGCAUCAGAAUUGGCCAAUAUCACAGGAGAUCCAGAUACACGGAUUCAGCUUCAGAAUCGAGUGUUGCUUCAAACUCCACCUACCAAUUCGAGUAUCGGAAUUGCAGAGGAUUUUCAAAAGAUUGCCCAAACGUAUUUUCAUGUGACUGCCGAAUCAUUGGACUUGCAGCAAACGGAGAAGCUGCGUCGUCAUAUAAGCGAACAGAUUUUGGCCAGCCUUGGUGGUGGCAAUUGGCAGCAGCUUCAGGUCGAUAGUGGCCAGGCGGCGCAGAUCUUGCUCUUGCUAGCAGCAAGAUUGCAAAGCAAGUGGUUCCUUCCGUUCAGUGCCUAUCGAACGGGUCUCUACGACUUCCACGGAGGAUCAACCAAAUCUGUGCCCAUGCUCUUUGACGAUGAUAUGUUCGUGAAAUAUGCAGAGCUAAGGGAUCUGAAUGCGCGAGCCAUUGAGUUACCCUACGAACACAGCGAUGAAUUGGCCAUGCUUUUGAUCCUGCCCAAUCAGCGGGACGGUCUGGCGGAGCUGGAACGACAAUUGCGGAGCCAAGAUCUGGGUGCACUGCAGCAACGUAUGCAAAUGGAGGGCGUGCAAGUGCUACUACCCAAAUUCAGCAUCGAUUUUGAAUGCAGCCUGCGGCAACCUCUAAAACAGCUGGAAUUCUCUGAUAUUUUUGCCCCUACAGCCAAUUUUAAGCAUCUUCAUUCAUCCGCCAAUCUGCCCAUUGUUGAUGUACUCCAAAAAUUACGCCUCGAUAUGAACGAAUCGGGUUCUGGUUCAGAGUCACCCCAACCUGCGGCAGCAUAUAAGCCAAUUGUGAUUAGCAAUUCCUCACGUCAGAAAUUCUUCCGGGCCGAUCAUCCGUUCUUCUUUGCCAUACGAGGUGAAAACGUAACCUACCUAAUAGGGCAUGUGGUUAACUUUUAGCUGAAUCAUUUAACAUUCAUCAAACAGUGUAUCAAAGUGUAUAAUAAUAAAUGAAAACUAAUUUUUCACAUCUUUAA